UGUCUCCUCACACACACGCAUCGCAGCUCAGAGUGACACACGCUCAGACGUGACGCCAGCUGAGUUAGCCAAGCACUCCUGAUGACAUGUAGUUAUAUAUGUGUUUAUCUCAAGUCCGGCAGAGCUGUGCAUCUUCUUUUCCAGGCAGCUCUUUUUUUUUAUACAUGCUAUUAUUUUAUUUAUUUUUUUAAAUACAUGAACAAACGAGCAGGCAGAGAAGGUGUUACACAUCUGGACCAUACCAACGCAGCCGGUCGUGGGACUCGGGCCACUACAGAUAUGAGGAUCGCUCAUACCUCUGCGCGUAAAUGAUGAAAACACUACGGGACUGCCAGGCUUGAUGCAAGGCUGAAAAAGGAAAAAAAGAUGAGGAUACCAUCACCAGACUCUGUGCGUGGAUAUAGGCAUGGGGACACUGGAGCGUGGUUUGCUUUCUUCAUGGCUUUGCAUAAAGCCAGAUGCCUCCCCUCCCUCUUGAUGAGCGCAUAGUGGUCAUUCAGCGCCCUAAAAACGUAGCCCUGUGCGAGGCUUCCCCACAAACCAUCCAACAGCACUCCUCUCAAAUAUCAGCCUCUGCCAAUGGACACCCUCCUCAAUUCCACCCUUCGCAGUCUCAUUUCUAUCCACCCUCCUGUAAAUCUCUGACUCUGGAAUGCAAGCGCAGAUCCUCUCGUGUGCAGAAAUUUAAGAGCGACCAGCCUGUCGUCCCAGCAGGUGUCAGCCACAUUCCUAGCCACUGCCACAGCAAUGGCACAGUAACUCUUGGCCCACGGCUGCCCUCCCACACACAUACUAUUGAUAUCCGGGUGACGGUGGACAAAGGAGGACGGGGAGGAGGAAUCAGCAACUCGUUAGGGCGCAGUGGAAGUGUAAAGGGUGGCAGAGGGAAAUGUGCCUCUUCACAGUUGGAUCAAGGACAGUGUGACAGAAGAAGUGGAACUGCAGUGAGGCCAAGUGGUGGCGAACACAAGUCACAGCGAAGUCGCCAUAUUCAGCUGUCAUCUUCCCCCAAAGGUGGCCUGCAAUUUGUCCCGGCACAGGCGCAGCAGCAUAAGUUCAGGAGUGAAAAGGAAAAUGCUAGUUUUCUUAACAGAGGCGAUCAGGCAUUUCCCUCUGUAGGUUGCAAUAAGAAUUCCAAACUGGGAACUGUCCAUCAAAACCAAAAUAGUCACAGUCUGCCCUACCACACAAACUCCGUCCCCGUGCCCCGUGCCUCCAUACUAAACUCCCACUAUCCGUCGUCCCCUCCCACCCAGCCCACCCAUGUCCCAGUUUCAUUUCAGCAACUCAGCCAGCCGCACCCGUCCCGCACCAGGCCUCUCCGCCCUCACAUUCUUGGUCUACCCCUCUCCCCCGGCUCCUCUCACGCUGGAGGGUUUCCCAGCCCUGACCAUACCUGCACCAUCGACUGCACCCACCCAUUCAGUUGCGGCUGCUGGAGGUUGGUAAAAUGCAGAGGGUGUAAGGGGCACCCUGCUAGCUGCCAAGGAGGUGGAGGAAGCUCUUCCACCUCGUUUUCCUGUGUUCAUAAUGUCGGAGCAGUGAAGAGAGGAGGCAAGGAAAUGGGCCUAAGAAAUCUGGGUGGGUGUCUCUCCACCGCCUCCACCUCCAACACCUCCUCUUCUAACAGCACUGUGUCUGACUGCCGAGCAACCUUGUUCAAACCGCUCAGCUGUGCCUCCUGCUCUAGCGAGGCCAGAAAUUUUGAGAGUCCUGCUAUCCUUCGUAAAAAAUUGGUGGGGGGAUGCCUGCCCUGUACCCCGCUGUCAUCCUCGGCCCCGCUCCGGGCGAUACAGAGCUGCGUCACAGGCUGCAACCCCAAAGCCUCUCAGACAGGCAGCUCCACCUGCAGUUACUGCAGCAGCGACCCCAUAGUGGUGACAUUUAACCCUCGCAGAGGCAAACCCCCCGGAAGAGGCAUCGGAGCGGCUCAUUCGAUGGGUAUGUUCCAAGCCGAUGAUGAUGACUACAGCGUGCGGACUAUCUGGCCUGAAGAACUGGCUAAGAAGAUGACCCAUUCGAAAGCCCAAAAGAAUCACUGUGCCGGGAUGGGAGUAGGAGUCGGGAAGACCUGUGCAACCCCGGCCCAAAAUGGCAGUAACGGAACAGGCCUUGCCCUCCUGGACUGUCAAAACCUCCAGGAAUAUGCCCAGUCUCAGCUAACAGACCGUGCCGGCCGGCGCCGGCUUCAGCAAGGGAAAAUGGCUGCCCUUGAUUUUAUGGGCCGCAGGUCAGGAUCUGGGUACGACGAUGGCCGGAGCUCGCUGAAGAGGCUCUUGAAUAAAGCCGAAGAUGUAGGAAUUGAGCAAGACGGAGAUGCAGCAUAUCCACGCUCCCCUUCUCCCAGCUCUGCCUCUCCACCGUCACCUGUGUCCUUUUCGCCCCCACCGUCCGCCCCUGGCACACUCAUCAAACCCAAACCUUGGCAGAGAGACAGGGAGGGAGGACAUUCCCUGCCGUCGGCUCAGUCCCUUCACCUGGCCCUCAACUCCCUUAACAGAGAGCAAGAUGAGGAGAACAGCAGAAUGCACCUUUCUCUGCCGCUCUCGUCUUCUUUGCCAGCCUUUCUGUCCGAUGAGACCGCGAUGACUCCCGAUGCGGAGAAUGCCGUGGUCAGUCCCAUCCUGCCCUUCCUGUUUCUGGGUAACGAGAGAGACGCCCAGGACCUGGACCUGCUGCUGCGCCUCAACAUCGGCUACGUGGUCAACGUGACCACACACCUGCCCCUCUACCACGUCAACUCUGGGCUGCGCUACAAAAGGCUGCCAGCAACUGACAACAGCAAGCAAAACCUUCGACAAUACUUUGAGGAGGUUUUUGAGUUCAUUGAGGAGGCAUAUCAAAGUGGACAGGGGGUGUUGGUACACUGCCAGGCAGGCGUGUCCCGUUCUGCAACCAUUGUCAUCGCGUACCUUAUGAAGCACACCCUCAUGACAAUGACGGAUGCCUACAAAUACGUGCGGAGUCGUCGUCCAGUGGUGUCCCCGAAUCUGAACUUCAUGGGCCAGCUUUUGGAGUUCGAGAGGGACCUCAACUCCGGGGUGACUCCUCGUAUCCUGAUGCCUAAACUGAGCGGCGUGGAGACGCAGGUGUGAGGAAGGUCAGGGGUCAGGAGCGUGGUGGGUUACUGCAAGUAAAGAAGAGAUUAUAGUGGCAUUCAGGAGCGACACAGAAAGAGUGCAGCACAUUGUAGAAGAGAGACAUGAUGAGAGCUAUUACAAUUGGAAAAUGGUGGCGCGUUUGGCAAUUAGUGCACUUCUAAUACUGUGAAAUAUGAGACAAAAGACUGGAUGCUUCAUUUGUUUAAGUUGUAACUCUUAGACAACAUGAUUAUCAUCCAGCGUACUGUUUAUAAGAUAAUGUGCCAAUAUUUUGUACAGACGUACAUCGCUCUCAGAUAUCGCAUUUCUGUUUUGAUGCCUCUUCCUUUUUGUUCCCAGUGUUUACAUUCACACAAAAAUACAAUGACUUUCUUGCCAUUAAUCAUUAAUGCAUGCAGAACGGGUACACAAACACUGAAAAGGUUUACUGGUCCUACUUCCUCUACAGCACCACUCUGUUUCCACCACAUGUAGCAACACACAGGUUAUUACAAUGCACUUUACUUCCCAUGCUUUUGUUUCUUAUCACUAACGGAACUGUCACAAGGUUGAGAAGAAUUUCUUUACAUAGAUCUCAGUCACUGUAUGUGGUUAAUAUUAUGUACAUGGGUUUUUCCUAUUUGUAAACUGUGCAAUGAAGUAACACGGACCGAGCAGGGACGUGAGUAGCAUUAACCUGGAAAACCUAUCACUAAAGGGACAAACACCUCAUGGAAAUGUGUAAGAAUGGAUUUAUUUCAGUGAAGCGGCCUGUAUAUUAGCAAAUAAAAAGUAUUGCAAGACUGAAAUAACGCUGUGCACUUACAUGGUUGGAGUGACAAUAUAACACAGUGUUAAUGUGUGUGAAUAAAAACCACACUUCAUUAUGCAGGUUAAUACACUGAAAUAAGCUCAUUAUAAACACAUUUACUGCAGAGCUGAAACCACAUCCCAACAGUGCUUUCAGAGAUUUUCUUUAUGCACAUUUAUGAUUUACAGUAUAUCUGGGUAGUGUGAGUUAUUGUCCUGCUGUAAUGAUGUGCUUUAAAACGACAGACCUUCUUCAACUGUGCACUAUUUAUUUUGUGGUGAAUUCCUAAGAGAAAUGCAUUAUUAGAAUUUGUUCUUUGGCAUGAAACAGAUAUUUCUCUAAAUAUAAUAAGCACAUGGCAGUGACAUUUAUUGGAGACAACGCAGUAAAAGUAAAGAGGCAACAUUUACCUGUCUGGUUGGGAACAUAGAGCCAAAAGUGUUAUGGUGAAAAAACUGUUUGAAACUAUUUUGUAACCCUUGAUUUUUGGUUUUUGAUUUAACAUCCUGCGGCAGUUCCAUUUCCCACAGUACCAGAAAGGACCUGACAACCAAGAACAAAAAUGAAAUGUAUAGUUUCGCAGCAUACACUAUCUUACCUUAAGUCAUGAACACUCUUAAAGCCAAAUCUACUUUAUAUUUAGUUAUCCUAAUAUGUUCAUGAAGGAGUAAAAACAACAUCACUGUUUUUAGAGAUGAUGAUGUCUGGUAGCUGAUUGGUUGAUGUAUGAUGCUCCCUAACUGUUCCUUUACCUUGUUGUCUUUCCUGAACUUUACUGUGUCCCUCGUGACUAUGCGUGACUUGUUUUAUGAAGGCUUUGGUUUGAUUAGAGAAGGAUGAUUCACUGUGAACUCUUCCACUGUAUUCUUAAGGUCGAGGCCCGAGUCCUAUUCAAUACACAUUCAAUUACCGUUAUAGGUACCGUACAGACAAUGCACAGUAAGUCUGGUUUAAGGUUAAAACAAAACAUCACUAAACAUGGGAAAAUACAUAAAAAACGGUAGAAACAUAAAACAGUUACAAAUUAUGGCUCAUGCAUCAAUUAACAUGUGCAAAGUCAGUGCAGAGCGAGACUUAAAUGUGGGGCAGUAAAAGGCGUGAAACAAAGUGACACAAACUGCAGAAUCCAGCUUUCCGAAGCAUCGUAGCUUCAUGUUGAAACUGCAUAUUAUAUCAGUUAAUAUUACUGUAUGGGAAGAAUCAGUGAUUGGUGGAGAAGGGAUGUUUUCUAAACUGGUAGGUAAGGAUGAGAAUUAUUUUGCACAUUUUCUAAACUGAUGCCAUACAUAUUUUUGAUAACAUGCUGUUAUUAUAUACAAUAAUUUGUGACGUAAGAAUUUGCAAAAUAAAUUUUAAUUUCAAUUGUUAAACAGUGCAAAUUAUGACACUGCUUGUAAAGAAAGAUUCAAGUUUAGGAAGAGAGGACUUUUGCUCCUAUUAUUAUUAAUUUUUUUUAUGAGACAGAGGACAGGGACACCCAGGCACUCUGAUAGUCCAGAGACAUGCACACAUACCGUAUACUACUGAUUCAAGCUCACUUGAAGAGUGGGAAGGUACAGUUUCUGUAUCCAUAAAAACCCAAACAAAUCAAAAUCCCAUUAAAUUUAACUGCAUAUAAACUUUUACAACUGAGAUCAACUUUGUCAGUAUUUGUGUUUAUUCUUGUAAUAUUGCAUCUAAAUUCCAGUGCUCCCUUUUCCAGCUUUUAACAAAACGCCCUCCUCCAUGUUUUUAAGACCAAAAUGCCUUCAGUUUAGCCUUUAGUGUAAUCUGGUCCUCCCGUGUUGUCAUUAUAAAUAUGACUUUGUAAAAUGAUCCUGAAUUUUGCUUGUUGGAUUUAUUUUCUGUCUAAAAGACAUUGAUAUAGGCUUUAUAUUUUUCUACAGACAAACGUCUUCAUCAUGUAAUGUAUACACAUUUACUGUAACUGUGUACUUACAGUUUUUUUUGUUCAUGAAUCUUUGUUUUGUAAAAUAGGCUGCUCGGACAGAACGCCAGCUUCCAACUCUGCAGUGACAAUAAGGAUCUUGAGCCGUGCUUUGCGUUGCAGUAUUGCAGUAUUACAGUUUCACUGUUAUCAGACCUCAGUGAACGCAGGUCAACAUACCGCAUUCCUGUUUUUACCUUUUGCCUUCAUUUCAGCUGGAGAGAUUCACACCAAACAUGCUGUCGCUCCUCCAGUCUCUCCAGCUCAGCUCCCAGUAGGUGUGUCAUAUUAUUAACAUUUGAAGAGGGCCUGUUGCUAUUGCUCCUUGAUUUUUAUACAGACUUUAUAUGCAAAAUGGCUGUCGAAGCAAUUUCUUUCGUUCCAGGUUGUAUGGACUAUGAGUCAGUACUGACCUCAGACCUUUGUACUGGAGAGAUACAUGGAAAGAAAAUGAACAUUUUCUCUUUAAUUCAUAUAAACUGAAGGGCCAGUGUCUCUGUGAGUGUCAGUGUGUGUAAAAAAAAAAUAAAAAAGAAAUCUUCCAUUUGUGUUUAGCACUUGAAAAGAGGAAAGUUGUUACAGUAUGUAUGAUAAGGUUUUGAGAACAUUGUAUAUCCAUGCAUUGCUUAUUUGUAGGGACUUAAUUAUUCCUGUUUGUACUAUAUUGGUCUUUUUUGUUGUUUUUUAAAAGGUGUUAUUUCCUGUACCAAAUAUUGAAUUGAAGGAUAAUGACUCAUGGGACUGAUGAUGAUUAUAAAAUGAUUCAAGAAAAAAGCAGAUCACCUCCUUCCUUCCUAACGGGGGUAAGAACUCUUCAGGUAUGACUAGCAGAGUAAUGCUGUGCUAUUUCACCCCAGCGCCCCCUCCUCCUCCAGAGACCCAACAACUCAUGUUAUCUAACCUGUGAUGCUCCUUUUUUUCAUAAGCAAAUGUAAUAUUUUCAUAUUGUAGUAACUGGUCCUUGUAUCAAGACAUUGUUUUUACCUUCAUGUACUGACUAUACUCUUCAUGAUUCUUUCAGGUGCACUGUGACUAAUACAAUGCUGCUAUAUCACAAAGACUUUUAUUUUGUACGUCACAUUUAGCUGACGAAAAGUGGUGAAAAUCGCUAAAGGUGACCAUUACAGAGUGGACUUGAAUAUGGAGGCCCUGCUUACAUUGUUCCAAUUUAAUCCAGGCUUUAUUCUUGAGCUGCCUUGGGGCAGUGUGUUCAUCUCAGAGUGACUGUGUGCACAACAGAAGGAUCUGUAGCCUUUUCCUGUUGGUCUUCCUUAACACGCAUGAUAAAAAGGAUAGAGAAAGUUCAAAUGUAGCAGUAAAGCCUUUUUACGAGCUCAACUCAUCGCUCACUGUGGUCAAUAAAACUGUGAUGUUGCUAUUU
This is a messenger RNA of Etheostoma spectabile (orangethroat darter), 7199 nucleotides long. RefSeq lists its product as uncharacterized. The transcript has 5 exons. The record is from RefSeq and is a predicted model, not a curated record. Gene Ontology annotation, cellular component: cytosol; cytoplasm. The coding region runs from base 459 to 3095 and encodes 878 amino acids. NCBI's taxonomy places the organism in Eukaryota, Metazoa, Chordata, Actinopteri, Perciformes, Percidae. Gene Ontology annotation, biological process: peptidyl-tyrosine dephosphorylation; negative regulation of JUN kinase activity. Gene Ontology annotation, molecular function: protein tyrosine/threonine phosphatase activity; MAP kinase tyrosine/serine/threonine phosphatase activity; MAP kinase tyrosine phosphatase activity.